Molecule: messenger RNA, 3049 nt
Organism: Aegilops tauschii subsp. strangulata
Lineage: Eukaryota; Viridiplantae; Streptophyta; Magnoliopsida; Poales; Poaceae
Source: RefSeq, a predicted model, not a curated record
CUUCCCACCGCACGCGCCCCGCUCUUGCUUCUCGUUUGCUAUCUGAUCUGUUAUGUAUGGUUUCCGUGUGUGUGCUGAAUCUCUCCCUAGAGUACUGAUGAAAUUGUUAGUCGGGCCAUCUCUGUUACGUUUACGGAUUACGGUCGACUAAAGCUGAUGAAACUGUUGGCUCCUAGAUAAGUUAUCACUGUCGCGCCGUUCUUGAUUGAUCUAGUUUCCGAUCUGAGUAUAAAACUCUCUCUGACGGUUCUCUAAUCUGAACACUGGACUGAAAGCUUAAUUUUCUUGCACCUUGUUCUGUUGGCAGUUGUAUGCACUCUGCAGUUGUAUGCAUGACCACUGAUUCAUGACGUGUUUUUUAUAUGAAAGUAAACAUGAUAGUACUCAAAAUGCGACUACUGUUUUUUGUUUAGUUGGUAGUCGUUCCUUGCAUGUGAAGAUGUCUCGUUGUGCUUUCAGGUGGCAUCAGCAAGGGCAAUUCAGUUAUUCGUGGGAGUCACUAACCAGUGAUGACUAUCGUUUAUACUUGUAGAACUGUAACAUCAAAUUUAGCUUUUGGUUUCUGGAUUUCAACACCAGAGUUUCUACAACUCCGUUCAACUUGUAUUUGAGAAACUUUUGUGGCCCUUCAUUUCGCACGUUGCAUUGUGACAUUUCAGGAUUUAUUUAUAGAGUAAAUGCAUCGUUUUCUAUUUGCAGCAUAUGUUUUAUGUUUCAGUGAUCCGCGGUCCAUUUUAGAUAGGACUCAUUUUAUCUCAGGGUCUUCUGGAUAAUUCGAGAUUAAACUUCCUUGUUUCGGGAAAACAAAAAGGAUGGAACUGAAAUUUGAUGCACCGCGGAAAAAUGAGUUACUUGCCCUGAGCAAAUAUAAUGUUAAUGGUAAAGAUAAACCAAUUACAGUAAGAAAUGAUUGUCCGAAGCCCCCUGUCCCUUGUUUUGAACUUACUGAGGAUUUUGAUUUGCAAAAGGUUGAGGAGCUUAUGCUAGAAAGGGAUAUUAAGAUUGCCAAGUCCAUGGCAAAUGACAUAAUCAUCCCAGACCCUGCUCCCAAGUGGGUGCGUGAUGCCUUCUUGGACAUAUAUGCCGAAUUGGAGCCCAUCCUUGUAAAAGAUAGUGUCCGGUGCUUCCUCCGAUUUUUUGAGAACUGUGAAGGCCGGGGAAUGUCAUCUUAUCUUACCAUCCCCGCACAAACCUUAACCUUCAUUGUCAGUUUCAAUGCCCUGCGAUGUGCAAAAGUCGUAUUGGAGGGCAUGGCACCUGAGCUCUAUGGGAUGCACGCCAAUCCCAACUGCAUAAACAAAUAUGGAUACUUCGUGCUCCAUGAAGCUGCUGAAAGGUUCUCUGUUGACAUGAUCAAGCUGCUUUUACGCCAUGGUGCAUCAGCCAAUGUGCGCACAGUUGGCAAUGAUGUCAUUGAGAAUCUACUCCCGCUCCAUGUCGCAGUUGAGAAUACUUGUCUGCAUAAGUAUCUAGAGGACAAUCUGGAGUACAAUCUUUCUCGCAGCCAGAAUCAUCUGGAUUAUAUCUACAAGCUUAUUCAUCUACUGUGUCUACCUGAAAUGAAGAUCUUCUUGGACACAACUAGACUGCUUGCCGGUAAAACAAAUAAUCUACUUCAAGAGCUCUGGAAUUACAUUGAGGAUGGAAAAAUUAUCCAGUCCGCUGUUCUACUACUGGCUGCUCAAGAGCAGAUCCGUGGGGGCAGUUCUUCCAAGAUAAAUGGCAGUAGUAAGAAAAAUGGGUUUGACCUUAUCAGUAAAUGCAUAAUGAGGCUUUCAUUUUCCCUGAGAUGGGAGAAAGGUUCACAUGGAAUGGUACCGGAGCUUCUGGAGGAAAGGAAGGCACUUACCGAUUGCGCAUGGCUGCUUGUUGAUGUAAUUUCCUAUGCCGGUGAAAAUCUUUCUGCAUACAUUCAAGCACAUUCUGAGGUGCCCCAUGUGGAGGUCUUUCAACAUGUUUCAUCUAUCCUCAAGGAGUAUGGAUUUUGCCCCACUGGAGAUCCCAUGGACGCUGUAAACCUCCAGCCUUAUGACUGCAGAAAGUCAAACGGAGAUUCAUGCAAAGAUGCAAACAUGGCAGUUAUGGAAUCGGCCAAUCUGGAUGCUGCAGAGGAAAAGGUCACAACCGUUGGAAAUGACAACCUCUCCCUUAUGGCACGGCAGCACACCAAAAAAACACAGGCCGUGAGAAAGAAAGCAGGCAGAGGAUGGGAUCCCACAUAUACAAAGAGAAGUUUCUUCCCAUAUUGGAGAUCAGUGUUACAAGAUCGGGUUCCUUUGAAGGUGUAUCCAGCCUAUGCAAGCUCAGGUCUAUCACUGAGUAACUCAAUAGUCAAUGGAUCUACUCCAACUCCAAAUCAUAAACUUGGUCCAGUCCGAAGAAUAUCGCCACUUACAAGCAAUAAUCAACCGAAAAGGUGCUUUAUAACGGCUGCUAGUGGUGCAAUCAGGCUCUUGAAGGUGCUAAAGUAAAGUAGAAAGUUAGUAGUGUUGAAGUGCUUCUUCAAUCUCCUGCACACAUAAACAUGCUGUUGUCUUCAGUUAUCUCUACUAUUAAACGGGAGUCUGCUGUCAUUGUACCAUGAGCAUGAAGGACACGCGGGCAGUCCUAAUCCUUGUAAUGUGGGAGUUGUGGAAACACUGAGACGCGAUAGUGAAAUUGAAUGUUAUGAAACACUGAGACGGGCAGUCCUAAUCGCAUGCAGUGUUCGAUGGAGUAACCCCCUCGACCAUUAGGGUGAUUCGCUCGGUGAUGGCCGAGGGGAGAACGUGGGCAACAGCGGGCCUCCUAAAGGCGGGCGCGGAUGCCUUUCUUAGGGCACUAGCGGUAGGUUUAGGUGAGAUAGAAUAGCGUGUAUAUCUCCUUGACGGAGGAGUUGGGGUUGUAACUGCCAAUGUGGAGGGGCUCUCUACCCCAUCCCUUCUGUAAUAUAUAGUACGCACACUGGUGCGUAUUCGAGAAAAGAGAAUGUGCAGAGGGAGUGUCGGCUCCAGCAAGUCAUCAGCAACCUAAUAUUAAUAUCAUACGGUUCAAUGAGGUAAAAUUACAA